AUGUUACAUGGUCUGCUCUCCAUGGAAAGCUGUGUUCAUAAUGGGAUGGACAUUACAGAGAUUGAGAGACAACAGGCAAGGUUGAAAUUGCAGCAAAACCAUGUGGUCCAAAAUGACAAUCCUACUGAGUUAUGUCCAAAUUCAGUGCCUCGGUUUCAGGGUUUCAAUGGAGGGUUUUAUCUGGGUAGUGAUGAUUUUCACAAAUUUUUGAACAAUUCAGCAUCUGGACCGGAUUUUGGUGACUGUAUAACAAUGAAGUCGCCAACUGGAAGAAAGAGAAAAGCAGAGGCUGUUGAAGAUGAUAAAUGCGAGGUUAAGAGGAUCAAAGGAGAGAUGGACAUGGAAUCCGAGUCCAAAACAAAAUGCAGUACAGAUGUUUCAAGAAACUCUUCAAUGGAGAAUUCAAAGGCUUCAGAAGCUCAGAAGAAGACAGAUUACAUUCAUGUAAGGGCACGUAGGGGUCAGGCUACUGAUAGUCACAGUUUGGCAGAAAGAGCAAGAAGGGAAAAGAUUAGUAAGAAGAUGAAAUGCUUGCAAGAUUUAGUCCCAGGUUGUAAUAACAUCAUUGGAAAAGCUGGAAUGCUUGAUGAGAUAAUCAACUAUGUUCAAUCUCUGCAAAAACAAGUUGAGUUCUUGUCUAUGAAACUUGCUGCUCUAAAUCCAACUGUAGAAUUCAAUGUCGAAAACCUACCGAUGAAAGAGUUUGCUGCUUAUGUCGCCAAAUUUCCAGCAGCUGUUAAGUCGCCGGAAGAGGCUGGUUUGGCCUUUCUUCAGUUGCAAAAGGAAGCUGUAAAUUACAUGUUGGACGCAACAAUGAACCCUCCCCGAACGACCACGGAAGGAAUGAACACAAGUGCUUCUUUAUCUAUCCCAGAACAAGCUCUCGGCUCAUCCUGCAUCACUCAACUGCAACCAUUUUCAACUUGGAACACUGAUCCUCUAGGCCUUCACAAUGUGCACAAUUUGGGGUUUCCUUAAGAAUAACCAAUCAAUUUUGGUCCCAACAUCUAGAGGUACAUAUGCGAAAAUGAAAAAGAGUAGCCUUAUUCAUUUUUUAAAGUAUUUAGAGAUUCCUUGAAGCGUCAUAUACCAUUUC
This is a messenger RNA of Hibiscus syriacus, 1096 nucleotides long. Its product is annotated as transcription factor HBI1-like. The record is from RefSeq and is a predicted model, not a curated record. Bases 1 to 978 code for a protein of 325 amino acids. The transcript has 6 exons. Gene Ontology annotation, biological process: regulation of DNA-templated transcription. Gene Ontology annotation, cellular component: nucleus. NCBI's taxonomy places the organism in Eukaryota, Viridiplantae, Streptophyta, Magnoliopsida, Malvales, Malvaceae. Gene Ontology annotation, molecular function: DNA-binding transcription factor activity; protein dimerization activity.